CCGGCUCCCGCCGCUCGCUCCCGCACCUCCGCUCUGCGCCGCGGCCGGGGGCUGCUGCUCGCCCGGAAAAACUUUGCACCCCCGGGCCGUGGCGGGGACCGUGGGUGUCAAAGCCAUGAUUCCUCCGGGGGAAUGCCUGUAUGCUGGGAGGAAAAGGAGGAAACCCAUUCAAAAACAAAGGCCCGCAGUUGGGAAUGAAAAAUCCAAUCCUUCGAAGAGACACAGAGACCGUCUGAAUGCGGAACUGGACCACCUGGCCAGCCUCCUGCCUUUUCCCCCUGACAUCGUAUCCAAGCUGGACAAACUUUCCGUCCUGCGCCUCAGUGUCAGCUAUCUCCGAGUCAAAAGUUUCUUUCAAGCCAUUCAAGAAAAGCACUUUAAGAAGCAGGCUGGCCAAACGAUAAAAGAAGACAAUAUAUCUAACAAGACUGCUGUACAAGAAGGUGGACUUCUACUAGAAUCACUGAAUGGUUUUGCCCUGGUGGUGAGUGCAGAUGGAAUGAUAUUUUAUGCAUCAUCGACAAUUGUGGACUAUCUAGGGUUUCAUCAGACUGAUGUAAUGCACCAAAACAUAUAUGAUUACAUCCACGUGGAUGACCGCCAGGAUUUCUGCAGACAACUGCACUGGGCCAUGAAUCCUCCCCAGAUGUUGUCGGGACAGCAACUACAGUCAGAAACAGGAGAAGAAUAUAUUCUCAGUAAAUUGUUCAAAGCACAAGAGAAUGACAGCAUGACAACAGAUUAUUCUUCCUUUUUAACUCGCUGUUUCAUCUGUCGAGUUCGCUGCUUGUUGGACAGUACUUCUGGAUUCCUUACAAUGCAGUUCCAAGGCAAACUAAAGUUCCUCUUUGGACAAAGGAAGAAGUCCUCAUCAGGAACAGUACUGCCACCUCAGCUGUCCUUAUUCUGCAUAGUGGUACCACUUCUGCUCCCUUCUGUGACAGAGAUGAAGAUGAAAAGCCUGCUUGUGAGAGCAAAACACAAAGCUGACGAUGCAGCAGCAGCACCAAACACGAACUCCAGUUCAAGAGGUAGCUCAGGACUUUGUGAAGCAACAGAAUUAUAUGGAAGAAACAAUCACCAUGAAGGUGCUGCCUUCACUAAUGCAUUACAGAUUGCUGAAAACCAAAUCAAAGCAAAGAAUAAUGGAGAAAAUGGCAUUUCUCUAGUCAAAGUACAAACAAAUGAAGAUCACUGGGUCUGGGUUCAAGCUAACACUCAACUUCUGUAUCGAAGUGGUUGUUCAGAAUACGUCCUUGCCCAACAACAAAUGUUAAAGGAAGAAGAUGAACAACUGAAGAUACUAAGCGGUUUUGCCAGUUUGAAAGGAAACCUGGAGGGGCUUUCCUAUAACAGUGCCAUUGAAACUCUGGGCCAGUGGAAGCAUCUUAACUGGGCAGCAGUGAAGAAUGAACAAGAUAAUGUAAAAGUGAAGUUUGAGCCUCAUACUAAUGGUGAGUGUUUUAUGCAAGAGGAACCUCUCAGUUCUAACACAUCAGUUUUAGGUAUUCAAAACAACUGCACCACAAACAGUAGCUGGACUUUAAGAAACUCCAGUUCUUGUUCUAUGAGCCAGAGAAUGAACACGUGUCCAAACAGGAGAGCUGGAUCGUUCUACAACAGAGACCAAAAUUUCUUAAAUUUGGCACCAACUUGUCCUUCCCACUGGGGGAGCGCAGAAAACGGCCAGUCCUACUCGGGGCUCCAACAGCGCUGUGCAGAGAACUACGCCACAGACCACGGGAAGCUGCAGAGACCAUUCCUAUCCCCAGAGUCUCUCUAUGACACAGCCACUCCCUUGGAGAUGCCUAUCAAAACGGAAUAUGACUCUGACUCUGAAAACAUUGCCGAUAACUACCUGCUCCCGCAGAGCCGAGCCUGGCUGGAGGAGAGCGGCUCGCUGAGAAAGCAGGGACCCAGCUACCCCGGCAGAGUGCACCUCAAAACGGAGCCAGACCUCUGCCAGCCAGCCUUGCCUUGCCAGAAGCCAAGGCACUGCCUUUACACACCCCACAACUGGCAAUGCAUCGUAGCAAAUCAUCCCAACAACCUGAACUUGAACAGAGCCGGCAAGGGCGCACGGAACAAGGAGGUGGCUCCCUUUUGCCCUCAGAACUCCUCUGUGUGUUUGGAAAGCAUGCCCGACCUGCCACACACAGCUUGCUACGGCCACUUCUACAGCCCCAGCCCAGGGGAGGAGAAAGAGCAGAUUAAUGAGGCCUUCAAAAUGCCAUGUGAAUUUAAAAACCCCUGCCUGGUUCAAGCAAUCAAGCGGGAGCCCCUGGAUUCUCCACCCUUGUCCAGCAGUGGACAGAACAGAGCACACCCAAGCUUCCCUGAAAAUACAUUAGCAGGUCCUGUGCCUCAUAAAACCACUGAAUGUACAUUUUUGCAAUAGAUUUUAUAACAUUUGAAAUAUUUAUAAUGUUAAAAGCAAGAAGUUGUAGAUUCUCUUCCAGUUGAGUUAAAUGACUUGCUAAAAUCAAAAGCCAGUGGAAAGAUUUUGAGAGAGAGUGUGUGUGUGUGUGUGUGUGUGUGUGUGUGUGUGUGUAUGUGCGUGCACCUGUGUGUGAAAAGAAACAGACACAGGUACACACAGCCUACCCCCUGCUACUGCCCUUCUUUUAGUGGUCUUUGGAAAGAGGAAAGAAAGAUAAAACCUCAGGCACAGAAAAAUAAUCAUUACUUGCUGCACAGGUAUACUUGAUCAUUUUUCCUUAUCACCUUUCUUCUCUUGUCUACAGUUCAUUAGCAAAGCCUAGCAAUUUCUGUUUCCUUUGUUCUGUUUGUUUUUCUCAAGCUGAAGUGAUGCCUCUGUGUGAAACAAAAAUGUUUAUGGUCUUCAGUGUGGUCAGUUUACCAUAAGAGUUUUUGGCUUAUAAUUAUUUUUCUACUCUUCUAAGAAGAAUCAGCUAUUCCUUCAUCCCAGCAUUAAAUUAAUGGCAAUAGGAGAGGGCUUCCCAACACAAAUUUUUAAUUUAAAAGGACCGCGUAACUAAAAACAACUACUUGCAUAAGCAAUUAGAAAUUAUUUUACUUCAAACUAAAGUUACUCCUAAGUUUCUUGAUAAUAUUAUUGUUU
Haemorhous mexicanus (house finch) is the source of this 3082-nucleotide messenger RNA. It is a transcript of the gene AHRR, whose product is annotated as aryl hydrocarbon receptor repressor. Lineage: Eukaryota; Metazoa; Chordata; Aves; Passeriformes; Fringillidae. Gene Ontology annotation, molecular function: protein dimerization activity; nuclear receptor activity; transcription cis-regulatory region binding. The coding region runs from base 116 to 2398 and encodes 760 amino acids. The transcript has 11 exons. Gene Ontology annotation, cellular component: nucleus; aryl hydrocarbon receptor complex. The record is from RefSeq and is a predicted model, not a curated record. Gene Ontology annotation, biological process: regulation of transcription by RNA polymerase II.